This is a messenger RNA of Pediculus humanus corporis (human body louse), 1317 nucleotides long. RefSeq lists its product as uncharacterized. The transcript is spliced from 3 exons. Gene Ontology annotation, molecular function: growth factor activity; Toll binding. Gene Ontology annotation, biological process: central nervous system formation; regulation of Toll signaling pathway; innate immune response. The record is from RefSeq and is a predicted model, not a curated record. Gene Ontology annotation, cellular component: extracellular region. The coding region runs from base 1 to 1317 and encodes 438 amino acids. Lineage: Eukaryota; Metazoa; Arthropoda; Insecta; Psocodea; Pediculidae.
AUGUACGGAGAUGAAAGACACAUAUCGGUAUUACGUGCAGAAUUGGAAAGUAACGACGUUGAAUUUUUCACGAGUCCGAAAAUAAAAGAUGAAUUCCGAAGAAGGUACAGCAAAGACAUGGACGGUACGAAAGAAUUCGUUAAAAUGUUCAUACACAACAGCGAAAGUAGAAAAUUUGUAGAUAAUUCAAACGGAGAACAAACCGGGGGGGGUGGGAAAUUGGAAAAAAAUCAAAAAUCAAUUUCCGAUGGGGAAACUUCCAACAAUAACGUUUUGUAUAAAACUGAAUUGAAAAAUUUAAAAACUGAUAAUUUCAAACCGGAAAUGGGUAAUAAAAUUUUUUAUAAAAAUCCUUCAUCUACUACCACGACUACCAGUACUACUACCAGUACUACCACUACGAGUACUACGACGACGACGACCGUGUCGCCAAGUACUGUCGCCGAUGCGACAUACGGAACAUUUACAAGUGACGGAUUAUUAUUAAAUAACAACACGACGGAAACCGGAAAUUACACUUUUUUAUCACAAACGGAACCGACGACUCAACCGGUAGCAUCACGAACCGAAACCAUACAAUUUAAUUUAACCGGAACAACAAUCGCUAACGAAACAACAAACGAUGAUAACGAUUACGAUGUCGAAACUGACGAACCGUUCACGACAACGACGACAGUAGGAAAUGUUGAUGAUGUAACAACAACAGAAUCAUAUUUCGAAGUGGAAGAAGAAGCUGAAGAAGAAGAAGUAAUCGAAGAAGAAGAAGAAGUUAAAAUUCAAAAAGAUAAAAGUGAAAAUUUUAAAGAAAUUGUUGAAAAAAUCGAAACGAUUAAACAACAACAAACAACAACAACUAAAAAACCCGUACCUUUGCCAUCACCACCACCACAACAACCACAACCCCAACCCCAACAACAGCCAUCAUCACCAAUGAUACGUCUUAAAGGAAUAAAUGCAUGUCCGGUAAAAGAAGAAGUUGUCGCGCCAUUUUGGGCAAACAACACAAGAGGAGAAGUGUUGGCAUUGUUAAAUCUUUAUCCUUUCGAACAAUACGUACAUUGGGAAAAAUGCACGUACGAACAUAAACAAAUGUUUUGCAGAGAAGGUUGCAGAUGCGAACAACAAUACAGACUUCAUCGUCUUUUAGCAUACGAUCCAAACAACGAAUGUCGUGGAAUAUUUUCCGAUUGGUUUCGUUUUCCUUCCUGUUGCGUUUGUAAAUGUUACGACCUACCCAUGGAAUUUCGCCUAACGUCGAGAUCACCCAGGUAUCAAAUUAUCAAAGAACCUGAAAAAAUGGAUGACGUCAAACCGUGA